This is a messenger RNA of Mizuhopecten yessoensis (Yesso scallop), 1888 nucleotides long. RefSeq lists its product as uncharacterized. The transcript has 4 exons. The coding region runs from base 291 to 857 and encodes 188 amino acids. NCBI's taxonomy places the organism in Eukaryota, Metazoa, Mollusca, Bivalvia, Pectinida, Pectinidae. The record is from RefSeq and is a predicted model, not a curated record.
ACGUACUACUCGCCGGUCUACCUAUCAGAUCCUUUUUAAAAUAUUGAAAAUUAAUAAUACGUUAAUUGGUGCGUGGAGCUCCAGUGUAAAUAUCUAUUGUAAUUAACAUCAAAAUGUGGUAUUUAAAGUUCGUUUUGUUCCAGCUAACAUUCUGUGGAUAAUAUCAUACAUGUAAAUACAAUUCAUACAUAAACAUGUAUUGAAUUGAAGGGCGGAAUCUCCUAAACAGUCUCAAGACCAUGGCCAAAGUCAACAAACUAGGAUUGGACGAUUUGUUUUUCCUCUAGGAGAUGGCGACGCCCAUAUUCCCACUGCUGCCCAUCCCCUGCAGUCAUCUGAGAUCAUCUAACAGAAAGCGUGCAGAAACAGCCCGUAUAAGGGAAAAGUGGUUUAACAGAAAAGAUUGUGAUGUAUUUGGGGAACACAGUGACAACAUCUUUCGGACAAAGCUAUUGCCACCUUCGUUAAUAAGGCGACAACUCACGAACAACAGAAAUGUCCGGAGUGCAACCUCAAUCGAAUGGGUUAGGAAAGACAAACCGGAAGUUGCAAGGUGGAAAAAAGAUUUUGAGGAGAAGUUUAAGAACCAAGUGUCAAAAAAGGCUACCACGAAGAGAUUAAAUUAUGCACGUGUUUUAUAUCCAACCACGCCUCCACAGUUAAAGCCAGUAACUGACCAGAACGAAUCGAACGUCACGCUGUUUUACACGACCAACACGCGGGCGCCUCCAAGGGGAAUCUCGGAGAUGAGAGGACGGUACAUAGUAGCACCAGGUUGGUGUUCGGAACACGUUUCUUGGCAGAGCUCCAAAAAUGACAAGACACUUUUAGAGAUGCACCGCCAUAGUUUGUUUUGACACCAGGGGCCUGUUCGUUUUUUAAAUGUAACAAUUUCGGGUAUAAGUCAUGGCGGACCUGCAAAUGUUUAUGCAGGCUUUUAAAGGCUUUGUCAAUGCUCGCCUAAAAGCAGCAUCAAAUUACUAGGCCCGACCUUAUUUAAUAAACGAACAACUGUGGUCUGACCGGUUCAACCAUUUAUAUAACAUAUCGGUUAUGUCCACACGUGUUAGACACAAGUGCAAUAACGGACGUUAUGUUUAUGUUCGGUCAUACUGGAUUAUGAAAGUUCAAACCGAAACGGAUACAAACAGUUUUGUCCUAUAGAUAAAUUAUUUUCUACCAGAAGCAGUCAUUAAGAAAACGUCUCAUUAUUUUGAAACAAUUCAAGCAGCUUUUUGAGAUAGUGUUGUGUAUUUGCAGUGGCUAGUCACCUAAUGCUGUCAUUUCUUAAUAAUCUGCGGCGUUUAACUUAUCAUUGUACUUCUAUGGUGAUUCCGUUUUCAGGACUCGCCUUUGUGGAUUUUUUAUAACAUCUGCAUGCUUCGAGAAUAACCACCACAUUAGUGAUUUUGUGUAUUUGUCACUAUUUCACACAGCUACAGUGAUGUUCACAGUACUAUUAUAUUGGCACAGGAAAAUCAAUUGAAACUAAACGGGCAAUUUGAAUGUUUUCCGUAGAGAUGUUGGUAUUGUCCCGUUUACUAUGAAGAGACUUCGAAGUGAAAUUUGUCUGAAUUGCAAUUCAUCUAGUCUUGCAUUUAUACUACACAAUAUCAUACAAACAGAUGUUGGUCAGCUUGUUGUACUUGAUUAAAUAUGUUAAAUUAUUUUUGACUUGGUAUCUCUUCACAUUCUUGUCAUAUCUCAAUCAAAACGAUAAAUCUGUUAGUACGGUGAUCAUCCUCAGAAAUCCAUAUAGGUUACACUCAGUUACCUUAUCUGCAUUCCUGGAAUAUGGCAUGGCAAAAUCGUAACUAUUUGAUUGGUUUCAGGUUUAAAAUACUGACCAAUUGCUCGGCUAAUACCUGUCCUUGGAAGAUUUCACAGG